AUGCUUCCAUCAGUUCCAGAUUAUUUCUUCCAUGUAAAAUUUGUUCCAGCAGCCUUUUUAACGCCAGAUUACCCUGGCCCCACAACAAUUGGCGCUGUUCCAGCAAUAGAGAUUCUUGAAGCGCGAGCUCGAGUAGGUGGAGCUGAUAGUAAAAUGUUAUAUGAAUUGCUUUUUGCUUUUUAUUUCAAGAGAAGCAGACUACAUCGUGCUGCAGUGGUAAUGUAUGAGCAUGCAAAUUUAUUGCUUCAAAAACUUCAAGAUCGAGAAACACUAAAACAGAGAUGCUAUGCUUUAAGUGUGACAGUAGAAACAUUACGAGUUUUAGACGAAUCUAGCCAAUAUAUUUUAGCACCUUCUUUUCAGAUUCUGAUUCUUUCGAAUGCUCGUUUGGAAUUAUUGGAUGCUUCAGUUUUUGAUGGUAAUUGUGCAUCAAAUCCUCCUCCAACGCUUCUAACUGAUGUUUAUAAGCAAUUGGUUGAAAAGAAGUUGUAUAACAUAGCUUGGACAUUUAGCAGUACAUUCGAUAUCAGUCCAUACCUUAUAAUUAAAUCGAUAACUGCAGAAUGUAUUAAGUUAACGGCAAACCAGUCCGAAGAUACUCAAUGGGUUUCAACAUGUCGUAAAAUAAUUAUCAAACAUUUAAGUGACAAAAAUGCACACUGGUUAAUUUUGCGAUCCUUUGUCGAAAAAGGUUUAAAUGAAAGGACAUAUGAUGUAAAUAUAUUGAGAUCAGCUGCUGAAGUCUUUUUACAAUAUGACUGGCCCAUACCGAUUUGGUUGUUGACUAUUUAUGAGGAGAAGAGGAUCGACGAUUUUUUGCACUUAUUGAUUUCAUAUGGAAAUUUUGAAAUGGCAAUAAUCCUGUCAAUUAAACUCGUUAAAGCCAUGACUUCUGCCAUAACUUCUGCUCAUUCUCAGACAAUGCUUCCUUAUAAUGCAAUUGAAUGGUUAUUUGAAUUGACUGAGAAAAAUGGUAAUUCAGCUUUGGAUGAGUCCUUAAAAGUUCUGUUCAAAAGUCUGCAAGCAUACUUCAGGCGCUUGGAAACAUUUGCAAGGUAG
Dracunculus medinensis (Guinea worm) is the source of this 1059-nucleotide messenger RNA. Lineage: Eukaryota; Metazoa; Nematoda; Chromadorea; Rhabditida; Dracunculidae. The record is from the annotation of a GenBank genome assembly.